AUGGACUCCUCCUCCUCUUCUUCAUCCGGUCUUUCCUACCGGUCUUCCUCUUCCCGCGAGCCGACGCCGGAGGACAUACGCGCCCCGGAGCGAUGGGACGAGGCGGACUGGGACUUCUCCGUCUGGUCAGAGGAUGAUGAAUCCCUGACCUAUGGGGAAGACAACCUCCAUUUCCUCGUUGAUGGGGAUUCGGAGGAGGAAGACGACGAUGAUGCUCUCUGGGGCGAAGACAUCUCUUCCGAUGAGGAGGACGAGGAAGUGGAGGAGGACACCUCCUCCGAUGAGUACCCGCCGAUGAAGCGCUUCCGCACCGGGUCGGAUGAUGAUGACGACGAUGAUGACGAGGAGGAGUACGGGGCCCCUGCCGAAGGUUUCGGCAGCAUCGAUGAGGAGCCCGCCGGCAGCAGCACCGACAGCAGCCACGACAACACCGACGAGGGCAGCAACGGCCCUUAG
Lolium perenne is the source of this 456-nucleotide messenger RNA. NCBI's taxonomy places the organism in Eukaryota, Viridiplantae, Streptophyta, Magnoliopsida, Poales, Poaceae. The record is from RefSeq and is a predicted model, not a curated record.